Verticillium dahliae VdLs.17 is the source of this 1614-nucleotide messenger RNA. RefSeq names its product allantoate permease. Gene Ontology annotation, biological process: transmembrane transport. Gene Ontology annotation, molecular function: transmembrane transporter activity. The record is from RefSeq and is a predicted model, not a curated record. Bases 1 to 1614 code for a protein of 537 amino acids. Gene Ontology annotation, cellular component: membrane. NCBI's taxonomy places the organism in Eukaryota, Fungi, Ascomycota, Sordariomycetes, Glomerellales, Plectosphaerellaceae. The transcript is spliced from 2 exons.
AUGGCUGACGAAAAACGUAUUGACGAGCCCAAUGCAGUCGCGCCGGCUUCCGCUGCCGUCGCCGACCCCACGCCGGCAGAUGUUGAGGCCGCCAGGACCAUGUCCCCGACUGCCGACGUUAGCGGCGCAACCAAAAUUCGGGGUGGCGAUGAAGCUCUCGCCAUGGUUGGCGAGCAGCAGCAGAGCUAUGAUCCAGCCGUUGCAGCGCGUGCUGUGCGUAAGAUUGAUUGGUUCCUCAUGCCUGCCAUGAUCUUUGGCUAUGGACUUGUCUACUACGACAAGGCCAUCUUGGGAUCGGCUGUCCUGUUUGGCAUGACGAAGGAUCUCAAACUCUCGAUUGUCGUCGACGCCACCACGACACCUCCCACCAUGGACACGACUCGCAUGUCGUGGGCGACCUCGCUCUUCUACUUUGGCAUGCUCGGUGGCCUGUACCCCAUGACAUAUGCCCUUCAGCGCUUCGACAUUGGUCGCAUCCUCGGAGGCAUCGUCAUUCUCUGGGCCGGCAUUUGCAUGCUGACGGCGGCCGUCGUCGAUUACAAGGGUCUCUACGUUCAGCGCUUCUUCCUUGGCUUUGUCGAGUCCAUUAUACCCACGGGCUUCAUGUGCAUCGUCUCUGGCUACUACACGCAAAAGGAACAAUCCAUGCGCCAGAGCUGGUGGUUUUCCUCCACUGGCCUGUUCACCAUUCUCGGCGGUGCCCUCAACUACGGCUUUGCCCAGAUCACUGGCGGGGCACUCACCCGAUGGCAGUACAUCUACCUCCUCGCGGGAUGCCUCACGUUCCUCUUUGGCAUCUUCUGCUUCUUCAUGCCCAACUCACCUGUCAACGCCUGGUUCCUGACGCCUGAGGAGCGAUUCGUGGCCGUCGAGCGCCUCCGCUACGGCCAGACCGGUGUUCGCUGCACGACCUUCAAGUUCUCCCAGGUCAAGGAGGCCAUCCUCGACAUCAAGGUCUGGCUCGUGGCCAUCAUGAUGGCGUCAGCCUACACCAUGAACGGCGCCGUCUCGGGCUUCGGUCCCCUCAUCGUCUCCACGUUCGGCUGGACCGCCCGCGAGUCCAUCCUGUUCCAGUUCCCGCUCGGCGGCCUCUGCUUCCUCGUCAUUCUCGCCACGGGCUUCGCGGGCUCCCGCUUCCCCAAUAUUCGCAUCUUCAUGCUCAUCGCCUGCUGCCUGCCCGUCAUCGCCGGCUGCGCCAUCAUCUGGAAGUCGGCCUGGUACCACCACGCCCCGGCCCCCGUCAUCGGCUACUCGAUCACGGGCUUCUUCGGCGGCGUCGUCUCCCUCAUCAUCACCGUCGGCAUGUCCAACGUCGCCGGCCACACCAAGAAGAGCUUCAUGGCCGCCACCAUCUUCGUCGCCUACUGCGUCGGCAACAUUGUCGGCCCCCUGCUCGUGCGCUCCCAGAGCAGGCCCGACCACUACCCCGAGCUCUGGACCGGCCUCAUCGUCUGCUACGUCAUCUGCAUCCUCGCCGCCGUCGCCCUGUACUUUGUCCUGCGCAGGGAGAAUGCCAAGCGGGAGGGCCAGGCUGUUGACGAGGAGGAGCGCGCCAAGCUUGCUUUCCAGGACUUGACGGACAAGGAGAACCCGUACUUCCGCUACGUCAUGUGA